This is a messenger RNA of Knipowitschia caucasica, 1404 nucleotides long. The record is from the annotation of a GenBank genome assembly. NCBI's taxonomy places the organism in Eukaryota, Metazoa, Chordata, Actinopteri, Gobiiformes, Gobiidae.
AUGCACAGGCUUGGUGCAGUGCAUCCACGCAGCCUCCUGCUGCUGGCGCUGCAGCUGCUGACUCAGCUCCCGUCUGCACACUCAGCUCUCCGGUACCGAGUGGCGGAGGAGGGCCCCCCUGACGUCAAGAUAGGAAACGUGGCCGCAGACCUGGGCCUGACUGCAGGGACAGGCAGUGGGGAUGUGACGUUUGCUCUGGAGAGUGGCUCUGAAUACUUCAAGAUAGACAAUGUGACAGGAGAGCUGACCACGGGCCAAAAGCGCAUAGACCGAGAAAAACUGCCCCAGUGCCAGAUGAUCUUUGAUGAGAAUGAGUGCUUUCUAGACUUUGAAGUGUCAGUGAUUGGGCCUCUCCAGAGCUGGGUUGACCUUUUCGAGGGCAGAGUGGUCAUCACAGACAUCAAUGACAACACUCCUUCCUUUCCCUCACCUGUGCUCCAGCUCUCAGUGGAGGAGAAUCGCCCCAUAGGCACGCUGUACCUCCUGCCCACUGCCACAGACAGAGACUUUGGCAAAAAUGGUAUUGACAGAUAUGAGCUCAUUCAAGAUGGGGCAACUGUCCCAACAUCCACUAGGCGCACAGUGGGGGGAACCACCAACACACGAAUAGAAGGAGACAGAAGAGGCAGAAGUGGAGACACUGCUGGCCCCAGGAGCAGUGUAUUUGAGCUCCAGGUGGCAGAUAUACCAGAUGGCGAGAAGCAACCACAGCUCAUUGUGAAGGGAACAUUGGACCGAGAACUAAAAGACUCUUAUGAACUGUAUCUCCGUGUGAGAGAUGGGGGAAACCCAGCUCGCUCCUCUCAGGCUCUGCUGCGUGUGUCCAUCACUGACGUCAAUGACAACAGCCCCCAGUUUGAGCGACCAACAUAUGAAGCUGAGAUGGCAGAGAACGCCCCUCCUGGUACACCUGUCCUCCAGGUGAGGGCUGCAGACCGGGACAUCGGUGUGAACGGACAGGUGGAGUACGUGUUUGGGGCUGCCACCGAGUCUGUCCGACGUCUGCUCCGUUUGGAUGAAGCGACAGGCUGGCUCAGUGUGCUCCACAGGAUAGACCGAGAGGAAGUGGCCCAGCUCAGGUUCACCGUGACGGCCAGAGACAGAGGUCAGCCCCCACGCACUGACCGCACUACUGUCGUCCUGUCUGUCCGAGAUGAAAAUGACAAUGUCCCCAGUGUGGAAAUUAGGAAAAUUGGAAGAAUCCCAGUUCGCGAUGGAGCGGCGUUGGUCCCAGAGAAUGUUCUGGUGGACACUCCUGUAGCUCUGGUGCAGGUGUCCGACAGGGAUCAGGGGGAGAAUGGAGCAGUGACGUGUACAGUGGUGGGAGACGUGCCUUUCACCCUGAAACCAGCUGGAGAGACUGCCCUCCCACCUCUGCCCGCUGAUGAAGCCUUUGACAGGUGA